Molecule: messenger RNA, 1292 nt
Organism: Rosa chinensis
Lineage: Eukaryota; Viridiplantae; Streptophyta; Magnoliopsida; Rosales; Rosaceae
Product: F-box protein PP2-B10
Exons: 5
Coding region: 35-1180 (381 amino acids)
Source: RefSeq, a predicted model, not a curated record
UUGUUCUCGCACAAAGGUAUAUAUAUACAAUAAGAUGAAUGCAAGAGAAAUGUUUCUCGCAAUAGCAGGAGCAUUUGUGGAGUUGUACAAUUAUGUUAGAGGGCCUAUGGUGCCGCAAGCAACUCAAUUAAGGGAUGCAGUAGUGAGGAUUCAUGAACGCUGGGCAGGUCAAAUUGCAGAGCCAGAAUUGAUGAUCAGUAGUAUUCUCGAAUUGCUUAAUACGUUCCAAAACAUUUAUACCGGACUAGGAUUGGUUUGUUUGGUGAUCUCCUUUGUUCUAGGAUUGCUUUGGAGAGCGUUUGUUCUGGUGAUUUCUGCUUUGGGUGUAUGGAUUUCCUAUUUGAUUUUGACAGACCAUGAUUGGCACGGGCUGUUUCUGACAGACGAAAAAGGCUUUGCACUUUUUGCAAGUGCUUGGCUUGGUUUACUGCUACUCUACCAAGCACAAAGUCUGCUUGCCAAAGUUUGCCUUUGCGGUAUAGAAACCCUAGUAAUAUGGGUAAUGUAUUCGAUGACGACUAAUAAGGAAAUCCCUUGGGAUCAUUCUAGUUUCCCUGAAAUCAUCUCCCGAUCUAUUGAUCCGGUGCCCCAUUAUUCCUCUCCGUCAGACCUCUACCGCAGUCUCUGUGUUUCCCCCAUCUUCCUUGACGAAGGCCAUUUGAGCUUUGCGUAUGAUCGGGCGACUGGUAAAAAAUGCUGGAUGCUGGGAGCCAGGCUUUUACUUAUUGAUUUGGCAGAAAUUCCAGAAUACUGGAACUGGAGUUCUGUACCCGAAUCCAGGUUCUCCCAAGUGGCUGAGCUCAGAUUUGUAUAUAGUCUUAAGAUCAAGGGAUCUAUAGCGACAUAUAUGUUGUCCCCGAGAACAACUUAUGUAGCUUACCUUGUAUAUAAGUUUCCAAAUAUAUCUCGAUCUGGUUUUCAUGAAAGCCCUGUUAGCUUGCGUGUAGUGCGUGUAGUUAAUAUUCAACGCAGAGUUGUAGCUCAACAUAAUCGUGUCUUCCUGAUAGGAGAUAUGGCUUCACAAGCUCGAAGGAGAAAUGACGGAUGGAUGGAGAUUGAGUUCGGUGAAAUCUCCUAUAUUGAAGAUAAUGCUACUAUAGAGUGUAUUCUAGAGGGAUCUGAAAGUUUUGUGAGAAAAAGAGGUCUCAUUGUGGAAGGUAUUGAGUUUAGGCCUAGAUAGAGAAAAUUUAUGUAGUAAAACAUUAGAAAUAUAUAAUAUCUUCUAUACAAUUUUAUCUUUAGCAAAUUUUUUUCUCAAGCAAUGUAUGGUUUGAUGGAGAUCCAAGCUUACA